Molecule: messenger RNA, 2574 nt
Organism: Kluyveromyces lactis
Lineage: Eukaryota; Fungi; Ascomycota; Saccharomycetes; Saccharomycetales; Saccharomycetaceae
Gene: IST2
Product: Ist2p
Exons: 1
Coding region: 1-2574 (857 amino acids)
Biological process (GO): chloride transmembrane transport
Cellular component (GO): cortical endoplasmic reticulum
Molecular function (GO): chloride channel activity
Source: RefSeq, a predicted model, not a curated record
AUGAGUAUUUUUGAAUUAGACCCUAAUUAUGUAUUAGUGGUUGAAUACUCGAAAGAGAAUUUGUCGGUCUUGUUGGCUGAAUUAGGUGCCAAGGGUCUUUUAUGUGAGUGCAGACCUGGACAUGAUGCGAAGAAUGUGUAUGUCUUUGUUAGGGAUGAUUUGGGUAACGUGCUGAAAGUUGUCGAACGAUUUAAGUUCGUAACCAAGGUGUCACCGUUGUAUACGGAGGGUGAGAGGGAGCAGAUGAAGAGGAUGGCUCACGAGUUAAUUAGAAAUCGUUCUCUCUUGACUGAUAAUGAUUUGGUUCAAUUAGCUCAGGUUAGUGGUAAUCCGCGUGUUGCUAUGUACUUUGCUUUUGUGAAGACUUACACACGGUUCCUUAUGCCCUUGGCUGUUUUUGGAUUGGGUUUACGUCUCUUCAAUCCUAGCGGCAUGGAAUUCAAUGCGUAUUACGCUGUUGCAGUGUUGAUUUGGGCUAUAUCUUUUAUUACACUUUGGAAGAAUAAAUACGAGGCUGAUUACUCGUCUCUAUUUGGAUAUCUGUCAUUGAUCCCAUUGGAAGAUUCAAGGAUCACUUUCAUGAAGAAACUCUGCUUCUUCCCCAUUGCGUUGUUAUUUGUCACGUUGUUGGUAGGGUUCCAAUUACUGUGCUUUGCGUUAGAAAUAUUCUUGACUCAAAUAUAUGAGGGACCAUUGGCAUCCGUUAUUUCCUUGUUGCCAACAGUGUUACUCUCCGUGUAUGUUCCUAUCUUAACUUUGGUGUACAACAAGAUUUUUGUUGAUAAGAUGACCGCAUGGGAAAAUGGUACCAACCCUGAAAGGUCUAAGGUGGAAAAGAACUUUGUGUUUGCUUUCUUGACAAGUUACGUGCCAUUGUUGAUUACUUUGUUCAUCUACUUCCCCUUCGGACACCUUUUGAAUGCUUAUUUGCCCGUCAUCGCCAAGUACUCCUCGUUGGCUAGAAUUCCAGUUAAUACAAGUGCCUUCAAGUUGAACCUUGCUCGUUACCAAACACAAUUCUUCUAUUUCACUGUUACCAAUCAAGUUAUUGCAUUGGCAAUGGAAAAUGUAUUGCCUAUCGUUUUGGGAAAAAUCAUGCCUAUUGUCUCUGGAGAAAACAAGCCAAACUCUGAUAAGUCUAAGGUUGCGAGGUUGGUUGCAGAGCAAUUCCCAAAGGAAAAAGCAUUUCUAAGUAACGUAAGAGAUUAUAAUACCGGUCCAUGGGGUGUAUUCGAUGUGGAUGAUAACAUGCGCAAAUUAGUCUUACAAUUCGGAUUUGUCGUUCUGUUUUCAUCGAUUUGGCCAUUGGCUGCCUUGAUCUGCAUUAUCUUCAAUGUGGUUUUCAUCAAAUUGGACCUAUGGAGAGCUCUUGUUAAAUCUGCACCACUAGUAGACACAAAAGCUAGAAAAGAUGCUGUUAAGGAAGACGGAUACGAGGAUAUUAAGAUGACUCCAUGGAACUCUAUUAUUACCUUCCUCACUUGGUUUAGCUCCUUAGUAACACCAGCAUUGUUGUUGUUGUACAAGUACACCAAUUUACCUGGUUCUGAUAGCCCUGCAUCCAUACAGAAGCGUUCAAUUUCUUCGACAUGGUAUCAAUACUAUCCUUUCCAUUACGAUUUCAAGACUGUUACUUUGGCUACCUUUUUCUUGGAACAUGUCUUCAUGUUUGUGUACUGGGUAGUAUCUAAGAUUCUACAAUCUCCAUUAACUAAAAAAUCCAAGACAUUCAUUCCCGCUGAAGAGUUAAAGGAACCUCCAAAGCUGAAUUUGGAGCAUAUUGUUAAUAACACAGUACAAUUCAUGAGCACUCUUUCCAAUGCAGAUUGCGUAACCGCCAACGGUUCAAAUGAAAAGACAACAGCUAUUAAAGAACCAACUGAACAGCAGCCAAAAACUGCUGUCACUAAUAACGCGAAGUCAACUGGAGCUAAUAUCACUGGAGAACAUGAUAAUAAAGUUAAAAAGAGGGGUCCUGUCUCACCAGUACCUCUUCCAGUUGCUCAACCUCCUACACAGACAGAAGCUCCACUUCCGCCAAAGGACGUUUCAAAUAAAGUCAAAACAUCUUCUUCUUCUUCUUUGUCUUCUUCUGUUGCAGGUGCCACAUUACCUCCAACUAUUCCAACCUCUAAAAACUUUGACUUGAGAAACUCAACUCCAAAUAUGGAAGCGUCAAGUGUAGCUACUCUAUCGUCGGUUCCUCGUGCUAAUAUGAAACAGGAGGAUUUAGAGCAGAAGAUAGAAGCUAAUCCCUCAGUGAAAAACAAAGCGUUGCCAGCAAACCAGCAAAGCGUUUCCAACAAAUUACCAAAAGUUGAAAUUAAUCUGGCUGCUGAUGCACAGCAAUUUGUUUCUUCCAAGGCAAUUGAGCCUGAGAAGCAAUUUGUCAACGAAAAUAAAAUCGCAGCCACUCCCCAAAAACAAGUUACUUCGGAGAUGCCAGCCAAGUCCAACAAAACCACUCUGAAAAAGGACACUGAAUCAAUUAUUUCUAACACAGGAGCUUCAUCCAUUAAAAAGAAGAAGAAGGGUAUAAUGUCACCUCUCGGUAAAUUAAAGAAAAAGUUCUGA